This is a messenger RNA of Musa acuminata subsp. malaccensis (wild Malaysian banana), 922 nucleotides long. RefSeq lists its product as uncharacterized. The record is from RefSeq and is a predicted model, not a curated record. NCBI's taxonomy places the organism in Eukaryota, Viridiplantae, Streptophyta, Magnoliopsida, Zingiberales, Musaceae.
AGACGACGGGCGAUGGAGGCCGAUUAAGUGCGCCCCGAAACGCAAGGGAUUGUGUCUUCGUGCCAUUUCUUGGAUCUCCGGCGACUCUGCAGCGGGAGGGGGAGGGAGACAUGGAGGCGGCGAGCGCGGCGCCGGCGGCGGACAAGAGACGCCACCCGUUCCCAUGGCUGAAUCUGAUGGCGACGGAGCCCUUCUACCUGCUCCACUUCCUUCUCUUCUUUUCCUACCUCGGGGCCCGCAGCUCCGCCUCCCAAACCCUCUCCGCCGAUCUCGUCGAUCGCCUCUUCCGUCGGGAGAUUCAGGCGAUUCUUGCGUUCGUGGUGCUGGUGGCAGUAAAGAUGGUGAAAGAGGAAACCUGGGAGGCAUUCGUUGCUAAUACUCUGCUUUAUGCCAAGGGAUUCCUAUUGGCAAUCGCCUUAGUAAUUGAUUAUCACUUGGCUCUUUGUUACUUAUUGGGGUUCCUAGUAAUAUCCAUUAUAACUCAGCAACCACCUUAUGAUGGCCUAGGUGAUUGUAGUCAAUUAACCCCUUUGCAAUUGGAAAGCUUACUAACUGAAGGAAGCACCUCAAGGUUUUGGCUGGUUGAGUUUCGGGCUUUAUGCUCUUCAACAUGCGUGCAAAAAUGUCGUAUUUUCCCUGAUCUCUCCGUAAUAUACUCAAACAAAAAUAUUUCUUUUGGAGUAGUUGAUAUUGGGCACUUCCCAAAUGCUGCAGAAAAGUUUGGAAUAUCUUUACCUGGUCAAAUUCCUACAUAUAUUUUGUUUGAUAAUGCGGUGGAAGUUGCUAGACUACCUGAAUUCAGCUAUACAGAAGCUUCUGUCCCAACAAUUAGCAAGAAACUUCUUUGCCAACAUUUUGAGCUUGAUAGACGGCUGAUCCAAUACGUGUCGGAAUAACAUGUUACGCAACAAAUUUUGUUACU